Molecule: messenger RNA, 1140 nt
Organism: Cotesia glomerata
Lineage: Eukaryota; Metazoa; Arthropoda; Insecta; Hymenoptera; Braconidae
Exons: 4
Coding region: 58-1125 (355 amino acids)
Source: RefSeq, a predicted model, not a curated record
GUAAAAGUAAUUAAAGUUAAAGCGACUAGAGUAACCUUUGACGUAAUAAUUAAAACUAUGAAGAAACUAUUUACAUUAUGUUCAAUAUGGAUCUUAUUUACGGCAAAAGUCGAUCUGCUUUCGAUUCCCUUUGUGUCUGACAUCCAAGACAUGGUUGGUCUGAUCACCGAUAUAUCUGACAUUGCGACGGGCCGGCAUGAUUUGACUGCAGGAAAUCUAUUUAAGAAGAAAAUUGACCCCACUUUGGUUGCAGUUAAUCAACUAUCCGAACAGAUAAGCGAGCUGACCCAGAUGAUUAAUUUGAAGAUAGACAAAAUAAUGACUGCGGUGCUGGAAGAUGUUCCCAGGCCGAUUCAGUUAGCGAAUUUCACGAGGAAACUCAUCGACUUAACCUCCAGAGUUGACGAAUUGUAUGAAGACUACUUAUUUUACGUGAAAAAAGCCAGUAACAUCACUUAUUAUACUGUCGAGGAGUUCAGUAAGGUUGUUACGUCUCACAAAUUUGGAGAUAUUCCCGAUCUUCUGAGGCAAACUUACCAUUUAUUCAUUCCGGGUGCAGUAGAUCAUAAAGAUCAGAGUAUUCUUGAAGUUAUGGUAUCCAGUUUGCAGAGCGUAGAAGAAGCGGACCUGUGUAACCAAUUGAAGACAGGUCAGCAACAUCUUUAUGAUCUUUAUGAAACAGCUAUUAUAACAGAAAUAAAAGGUUAUACCAUGUCAUGUUACGCUUUUGGUAUGCUAGCUAUAUAUCAUAAUGUGUCUUUUGCAACGGAAAUAGAGAGAGCUACUUAUCAGACCUUAACUAGAUGCAGCCAAUACUUAUCGUCUGUAUACAGUGCUCUCGAGACGCUUGGAAGAGAGAUAUUCUUGUGUGAUCCACCAGAACAUAUAAGAAGAGAGACCCAUGUCGAAUUAAAUUCCAUUAGACGAAUCUUAACUCAUGAAUAUGUGAUGAUCGACAACUGUAAAUCUCCUUGUAGUUAUAUAAGUCAAACUGCUUAUCGAACAACAUUUCGCCGUAAAACAAGCUCAAAAGAAUAUUAUUGGAAACCAAGUCAACCUUGUCGUGGACUAAUGCACAAUUGUGAUAGUCUCAGCAGCAUUUCCUUCUGUGAAAUGGUAAAUUAAUAUUUUUACUAACUU